GAAGCACGUCAGUGCCCCGAUAUACUCCUACUUUAAUAAUCUUUCCACCUGCAGUGUAGUCCAGCCUGAGAUUCGAGCGGCAAAUUCCACUUCUUUCCUUACAUCUGCAACAACGUCCAGAGUAUUAACCGCAAGCUUCAAAGCAUUUCACGGUAUUCCAGAGAGGUCCCACCAAACAUGGCGAACGUUCAGGAAGUCACCGACGAGUCCUCCUUCGGAUCGACUAUCUCCGCGCUCCCACCGUCGACGCUGGCGGUCAUAUAUUUCCACGCUCCAUGGGCUGCUCCGUGCAAGCAAAUGUCUACAGUUCUCUCUACUCUCGCCAGCACAUAUCCUGCCGAUGCACCUCUUCGGUUCUUCUCCGUCAACGCCGAAGAGCUACCGGAUGUGUCGGAGGCGUACGAUGUGACUGCAGUACCAUAUAUCGUGCUGCAGCGAGAAGGAAAGACUCUAGAGACUGUAUCGGGCUCUGACGCAUCCAAGGUUCGCGCCGCGGUGGAGAAAUAUGCCGGCGCGGGAAGUGGCGACUUGAAUAACACUCUGCCCCCGGCUCAGACUGUCACAAAGCCACCUCAACCCAGCGCGCCCGCCAACCAGUCGGAUGGAACGAAGAAUCUAGCGGCGUAUGCACCGUCAGCCUCGGAACAGCAAACGGCGCCUCAAUAUACCUCGGAGGAGCCGCAGACCAGCAAGGAGGAAUUGUUUAAGAGGCUGGGUGAGCUGACGAAGGCUGCUCCUGUGAUGCUGUUCAUGAAGGGUACACCCAGCGCUCCUCAGUGUGGGUUUAGCAGGCAGACCGUCAGCCUAUUGCGGGAGAGGGGCAUUCGAUAUGGCUUCUUCAACAUAUUGGCCGAUGAUGAGGUUCGGCAGGGGUUGAAGGAAUAUGCGGAUUGGCCCACCUUUCCGCAGCUGUGGGUUGGCGGUGAACUGGUUGGUGGACUGGACAUUGUUCGGGAAGAGUUUGAAAAUGACCCGAACUUCUUGAGCGAGUAUUCUGUGAACGGCCAAAAGGCUUCGGCAGCCGCGUAGGACGUGAAUCGAGAGAAAGGAAUUGUUGGCUUUGGUUUGGUGGAAUGCCAACGAUCUUUUACAGAUUGUUGAAUGAUGUCCUAUCUUGGAAACUUUCCUCCUCCUCCGACCAGUGCUGACCAAUAUUGCGACAAGCCUUGGAGUUGAGAGGCUACGCAAGGAGGUA
Molecule: messenger RNA, 1195 nt
Organism: Westerdykella ornata
Lineage: Eukaryota; Fungi; Ascomycota; Dothideomycetes; Pleosporales; Sporormiaceae
Product: monothiol glutaredoxin-like protein-4
Exons: 2
Coding region: 178-1029 (283 amino acids)
Molecular function (GO): 2 iron, 2 sulfur cluster binding
Source: RefSeq, a predicted model, not a curated record